AUGAAGUUGGAGAAGAAACAGCCUGUUGACUUGGGGCUGCUGGAGGAGGAUGACGAGUUCGAGGAGUUCCCAGCUGAAGACUGGGCUGGUUUAGAUGAAGAUGAAGAUGCAUGUGUGUGGGAAGACAACUGGAAUGAUGACAAUGUGGAAGAUGAUUUCUCCAGUCAUCUAAUAGCUGAAUUAUAAAAACAUGGCUACAAGAUGGAAAGCUCAUAG
Molecule: messenger RNA, 216 nt
Organism: Podarcis muralis (Common wall lizard)
Lineage: Eukaryota; Metazoa; Chordata; Lepidosauria; Squamata; Lacertidae
Source: RefSeq, a predicted model, not a curated record